This is a messenger RNA of Leopardus geoffroyi (Geoffroy's cat), 5493 nucleotides long. It is a transcript of the gene ADGB, whose product is annotated as androglobin. The record is from RefSeq and is a predicted model, not a curated record. Gene Ontology annotation, molecular function: protein binding; calcium-dependent cysteine-type endopeptidase activity. Lineage: Eukaryota; Metazoa; Chordata; Mammalia; Carnivora; Felidae. Gene Ontology annotation, biological process: proteolysis. The transcript has 37 exons. The coding region runs from base 22 to 5058 and encodes 1678 amino acids.
GGGCCUGAGUCCGCCUCUGCCAUGGCCUCCAAACAAGCCAAAAAGAGAGAAGUGCAUCGUAUCAAUUCGGCGCACGGAUCGGAUAAAUCUAAAGAUCAGUACCUUUUUGGCGGUAAUGUGCAACCUGGCUCCGUUGAGCAGAAGAAGGGGAAGUUCCCGAUCUGGCCAGAAUGGAAUGAAGCCGACAUAAAUGCAGAAAAGUGGGAUGCAGGCAAAGGUGGAAAAGAAAAGGAUAAAAUGGGAAAAAGCCCUGUAUUUCAUUUUUUUGAAGACCCUGAAGGAAAGAUUGAAUUGCCACCAUCGUUGAAAAUUUAUUCCUGGAAGCGUCCACAGGAUUUUUUAUUUAAUCGGACUCCAGUAGUUGUGAAAAAUGAAAUCCUGUUUGACUUGUUUUCAGCAAAUGAACAUUUACUCUGCAGUGAGCUGAUGAGAUGGAUUAUCAGUGAAAUCUAUGCAGUGUGGAAGAUAUUCAAUGGAGGCAUUUUGAACAAUUAUUUCAAAGGGACCACAGGGGAGCCUCCUUGUCUUGCCUGGAAGCCCUGGGAACACAUCUACUCUCUGUGCAAGGCUGUGAAAGGUCACAUGCCCUUAUUCAAUAGCUACGGAAAGUAUGUUGUGAAACUUUACUGGAUGGGUUGUUGGAGAAAGAUAACUAUUGAUGACUUUCUGCCUUUUGAUGAAGACAACAAUCUAUUGCUUCCAGCCACAACCUAUGACUUUGAACUCUGGCCAAUGCUUUUGUGUAAAGCUAUCAUUAAGCUGGCAAAUGUUGACAUCCAUGUAGCCGAGAGGAGAGAAUUAGGGGAGUUCACGGUGAUUCAUGCGCUUACCGGAUGGUUACCAGAAGUGAUUCCUCUCCACCCAGGAUAUACGGACAAAGUUUGGGAGCUCUUGAAAGAAAUAUUGCCUGAGUUUAAGCUGUCAGAUGAGUCCAGCUCUGAAAGCAAAACAACUGUUGUAGAUGCCAAAUUAAAAGAGGCAGGGAAAGAAGUGAAGAAUGGCAAAGAAAUGAAAGAUGGUAAAGAAUUCAAACCUGACACUUCAGUGACAGCAUUAAAGGCACCUGAGAAAAGUGACAAAGUUCCAAAGGAAAAAGCAGAUGCAAAAGACCUUGGGAAGAAGAAGAGUAAAAAUGGAGACAAAGAAAAGGAAAAGGAAAAAUUCAAAUGGUCACUUCAUGGAUCAAGACCCUCAUCAGAUGUACAAUACUCUCUGCAGUCUCUGUCAGAAUGUUCUUCAGCAACACAGUCUGCUCACAUGGUUGUAUAUGCUACCUUUACACCCCUCUAUUUGUUUGAAAGGAAGAUCUUUUCGUUAGAAAAAGCGGCUGAUUCUGCCGAGAAGCUGAGAGAAUAUGGACUUUCCCAUAUCUGUAGCCAUCCUGUGCUGGUGACUAGAACUAGGUCUUGCCCUCUCACAGCACCUCCAAAGCCACCUCCCAUACCUGCCUGGAAAAUCUUUCGUCAAAAAAAGGAAACUGUUAUAACAGAUGAAGCUCAAGAAACAAUAAUAAAGAAGCCCGAACAGUUUCUUGAAAUUUCAAGUCCGUUUUUGAAUUAUAGGAUGAAUCCGUUUACAAUUCCAACAGAAACUCAUUUUGUACAAUAUUUUAUCAAGAAAGGGGUACCUCCAGGAUCUGGUUUAUCUUCCCUUGCUGAAAAUGAUGAAACCAUCACCUUUAGCCAGCCAGACUUAAUUCAGUUGACAGGAGCAGUAUCUCAGGGAAACAUUACUUCCCAAGUUAUACCUGGAAAAGAAGAGCUAACAGAACUUGGAUUAAAUGACACAGCUCAUCAAGGUGAAGGACUUAGUUUGGAAAGAGAUUUAGUCAGCCAGACGACAGCAACACAGGAAAAAUCACAGGAGGACCUCCCAACAAUAAAUAAUAGCGUUUCUAAAGAAAUAUGGUUAGAUUUUGAAGACUUCUGUGUAUGCUUUCAGAAUAUAUAUAUUUUUCACAAACCAAGUUCAUAUUGCCUUAACUUUCAAAAAACAGAAUUCAAGUUCUCAGAUGAACGCGUGUCCUACUAUCUGUUUGUGGAUAGUCUGAAACCCAUUGAACUGCUGGUUUGCUUUUCUGCACUGGUACGAUGGGGAGAAUCUGGAGCUUUAACAAAAGACAGCCCCCACGUAGGGCCUGGACUGCUUACAGCGGAAUCCCUUUCCUGGAAAUCUCUGAAGCCACGAGAUCUUGUUUUGAAGAUUCAUACGUAUGCCACCAAGGCUGCGGUGGUCCGGCUGCCUGUUGGGAGACAUAUGCUUCUCUUCACCGCAUACUCCCCCGUGGGGCAUUCCAUACACAUCUGCAGCAUGGUGACUUUUGUCAUUGGGGACGAAGAUGUCGUGCUACCCAACUUUGAGCCGGAGAGCUACCGAUUCACAGAGCAGUCUCUAACAAUUUUGAAAGCCGUUGGAAAUGUGAUUGCUAGUUUCAAAGAUAAGACUAAACUUCCUGUGGCUCUGAAGGACUUACAAAUGGCUCACUACCCUAUUCCCCUCCACAAUAAAGAACUGACAGCACAACACUUCAGGGUUUUUCAUAUUUCUUUAUGGCGCUUAAUGAAAAAAACUCAACUAACAAAACCUCCUCCCAAUUUUAAAUUUGCCUUUCGUGCCUUGGUUCUGGAUUUAGAGUUACUUGAUUCCUCCAUGGAAGAGGCUUCUUUAGCGGAAUGGGUAGACGUGAAAUAUUCUGUACCCAUAAGUGAUAAAGAAUAUUCUCCUGAGGAAGUAGCAGCAGCGAUUAAAAUUCAAGCCAUGUGGAGAGGGACUUAUGUCAGAUUACUUAUGAAAGCUAGAACACCAGACACAAAGGAAAAUACCAGCGUUGCAGAUAUGCUUCAAAGAGUUUGGGCUAUAUUGGAGCUGAAUAUAGAACAGUAUGCAAUUUCUCUCUUAAGACUAAUGUUUAAAAGCAAGUGCAAGUCUGUUGAAUCUUAUCCAUGCUAUCAAGAUGAAGAGACUAAGAUUGCUUUUGCCGACUAUACUGUGACAUAUGCAGACCAGCCACCAAAUAGUUGGUUUAUAGUAUUCAGAGAAACAUUUUUGUUUCCUCAAGAUAUGAUUUUGCUUCCCAAAGUAUAUACCACGCUUCCAGUCUGCAUGCUCCAUGUUGUUAACAAUGACACAAUGGAACGAGUGCCAAAAGUGUUCCAAAAAGUGGUGCCUUAUCAUUACACAAAGAAUAAGAAAGGCUACACAUUCGUGGCUGAAGCAUUUACUGGUGACACAUAUGUAUUGUCCUCACGUUGGAAACUGCGCCUCAUUGGUUCUUAUAACCCACUCCCAUUCCUAUCUCGAGACUCUCCAAACAAUACCUUCACCAUAAAGGAAAUCAGGGAUUACUACAUACCCAAUGACAAGAAAAUUUUAUUCAGGUAUUCAGUUAAAGUCGCUUCACCACAUCCUGUUACAGUGCAGGUACGGACGUCCAAAUCAGAUGCAUUCAUCAAGCUACAGGUCUUAGAAAAUGAGGAAACUAUUGUCAGCUCCAUUGGGAAAGGCCAGGCUAUAAUCCCAGCAAUUAACUUCUUGGGGAGUGAAAAAGUUGUGAGCUCCCAGUCUAGCAAGCAGGUUCUUGCAGUGCAGACUUCAUCCAAGAAGGAGCAAGAAUUGUACACUAAGAAGAAAUCCACCCAGGGAAGUCAGAAAUCCUAUAAGGGUAGAACUGUAAGUGCAACAGUAGACACUGGUCAGCCUAUUUUGGACGAGGAACCUAUCAGUAUGCCCACCAUAGAAGAAAAUGCUAGCGUGCCACAGCAGGUUAACAAGUACAUUAUACAGUGUUUGGUGUUGUAUAACAGUUGGCCUCUCACCGAAAGUCAGAUGGCGUUUGUUCAAGCACUAAAAGAAAUGGAGAAAAAUGAUAGCAAAGUUCAUGGAGAGAAACAUGAGGAAUUAAUUACCUUAGGAAGCCCAGAUUCCCAUACUAUUAGUGAGGGGCAAAAAUCUUCAGGAACUUCCAAAACAAGAAAAGGCAAAGAGAGGUCUUCUGAGAAAGAAAAGUUAACCAAAGAAAAACAAGCACCUCGCUUUGAGCCUCAGAUGUCCACUUUUCACCCUCAACAAGAAGACCCAAAUAAACCCUACUGGAUUUUGAGGUUGGUCACCGAGCACAACGAAGCAGACAGUUUCGAAGUGAAAAGAGAUACUGAACGAGCAGAUGAAAUCCGAGCCAUGAAGCAAGCCUGGGAGAUGACUGAGCCUGGAAGGGCUAUCAAGGCUUCCCAGGCUCGCCUGCACUACCUCAGCCGCUUCAUUAGGAAAAUUCCGGAUGCUGAGAGUGUGCCUAUGUCUGAAAGCCAAACUAAAGCACCAGAGGACGAGAUGAAACCAGAAAUAAGAAUGCAACAUAGUUCAAAGGUAGCAGUGUGUAAACUUGAAGUUGAAACAUCUUCAAGUGCCAUAAAAGAGCCAGACGCAAAGGGUUCCAUGAGUUCAGAGAGCAAAGAUAUCCCGCCGUUGGGGAGUAUGCUGUGGAAGAAGUGGCAGAUGACCAGGGGCUUGAAGGACUGGUCAAAACUGGUGAGCAGCGAAAUUGGAGGAACGUCUCCAGCAGGGAAGGAGGAACAGACUGUGCGGAAGGAAAAUAUCAGGCCUCAUUCGCGAUCCCCAACAAUUUUGGAAAUGUCUCCACAACUUAUUCGAAAAGCACUAGAAUGUGUAGACAUAACACAAUAUGUACGAAAAACAAGAGACGCUGAUCCUGUGCUACAAACAGAGGAUCUGAACCAGCAGCAGGCAAUGCAAAAGGCAGAAGAGGUUCACCAGUUCCGACAGUAUAGGACCAGAGUACUCAGCAUUCGAGACAUCGAGCAAGAGGAACAGCUUAAAAUAAAGGAUAAAAUCCUGGAGAUGUAUGGGGAAAUGCGGGACUCCUUAGAUGAAGCCCGGCAGAAGAUCUUCAGUGUCCGGGAAGAGUAUAGAAAGAAGUUGCUGGAAGCUGAGCGCCUGAGAUUGGAAGCUCUGGCUGCGGAGGAAGCAGCAAGUGGGGCGGAGACAGAAAAGAAGACGCGGGUUCCUGACACACGGGAAAAGAAGAAAGGAAAGAAGAAGUAACCAGAAGGAGCCCAAAACUCACCUUCUUCUGAAGAGGAAAAUCCCUUUGUUUAUUUAUUUUUUUUUUAGUGAUCUAUAACGUUUCCUGUUGAUAACGUAUUAGGCCAAUAGAAAAUAGAAGUUUUCCUUCUCAGAACUAGUUUCUGCAUUUUAUGGUUCAUUUGUUGUUGUUGUUUUCCCAGAAACCUAUUGUUUGAGUAAUCAUUAGAGUUUAGGUUUCUCUAAUUUCAAUAAAAAUUGCCUCAGCAUAUUUAGAAUGCAGUAAAAUGUACGUGUCUCCCUCUGAAUUGCUGCAUUUUCAGCAAGUAGUAAAACAAGAUCAGAAAUGGGCUAACAGGAUUGAAUUUGAAAAAAUUCAACGAUGAGGAAAAUAGCUACGGUUCUUACAGGAAAUUUUGUUUCUAACUUGAAAGACUUUAAAAUAUUUUUAAAAUA